AGUUGUUUCGCUUUCUCUUUACCUUUCUCUUUCCAACACGCACGUUGCUUGUGUUGCACAAGUACCUCUGCACCUUACCUUCCAUCUUGUAACACAGUAAAGUACUUCUUCCACACCUUCUUUUACCGCUUUCUGUCAAGAUGCCGCGCGUGACGCUGUCGCCUGAGCUGACGGGCGUGACGGUGUACAACGACAGCGCGCAGCUGUCGUUCUCGGCACAGGUGCCGCUGCAGGCGUCCACCGCGAUGGUGGUCGUCUUGGAAAACAUGGAGCGGUACGGCAACGUGGACUGGUCGACGCUGCAGCUUCGUGUCGAUCGCGACACCGAUCCCGCCGUCGCGUCCGCCGUGCUGCUUCAGAACAUCAAUCCCAUCCACGACACAGUGACCGAGGACGUGCGCGCUGAUGUGCAGCGCGUCCAAGACGAGUUGAAGGCGAUCGAGGAGGAAAAGGCGGUCUGCCAGGAGGAGCUGGAGAUUCUGCAGGAGACGUGCGAGCACCUGGACGAGAUCCAGCACUACGUGCACGCGAACGCCUUUUCCGUCCCGAACCAGAAUGACGAGAGCGGCCAAAAGUACUUCCAGAAGUACCUGCAGAACACGGCGAACUGGUCCUCGACCGGCACCUUCUUUGCCUCACGCAAGGCAGCGGCGCAGCGCAAGACGGCCACGCUGCACGUCGAGAUGGAGGAGAUCGAGAAACGGCGCGGCGCGGCGUGGCGCAAGCUGAGCGACCUCGGCGGCGACUCUGGCGUGCGCACGCACCUGAAGAACACACUGGAGGCGACGCUGGUGGUGGCCGACUCGGUGCCCGCCGCGACGAAGCUGCGGCUGGAGAUGUCGUGUGUCGUGUCCGGCGCGGGGUGGUCGCCGCUGUACGACCUGCGCGUCGACUACGCCACCGCGAUGAUGGACGUCUUCUACUACGCCAACGUGCGGCAGUGCACGUCGGUGGAUUGGGAGAAGGUGCGGCUGCGUCUGAGCACCGCCACGCCGCACACGGGCGGGUCACCGCCGCCACUGUGGCCGCAGUGGAAGAUCUCUCUGAGCCCUCCUCCUCAGCCACGCCCCUUCAGAGCUGUGAUGAGGAACGCCAGGAUGAAGAGGGCAGGAGGCUUUGGCGGAGGCGCUUCCAAUGGCAUGCCCGCUGCCGCCUGUGCGCCGAUGCUGGAACAGGCUGAGGUGGAGAGUGGCGGCAGCUCCUCCAGUUCGACGGUCUACGCCAUUCCCGGACUCGCCACGGUGCGGCACAACAACGUGGAGGUGAAGGUGACCGUCGCCCACGAGCGCUUCCCGGUCAAGCUGCAGUUUGUCUCCAUCCCGAAGCUGGACCCGCUGACGCACCUGAGCGCCACGGCCGUGAACUCCACCGACUUUGAGUUCAUCGCCGGCCCGUCGAAGGUGUUCUACGGCACCACCUUUGUCAACCACUCUCAGCUGGGCAACGUGUCGCCGGGCGAGGAGUUCCAGGUCUCACUCGGUGCCGAUGAGACGGUGACGGUGAACCGGUCGCUUGUGCGUCGCGGCGAGUCGGAAAUGACGGCCUUCUUCUCCGGCAGCAAGUCACAGCUGGAGUUCCACCACGCGUACGAGGUGAAGUGUGGCGCGUUGGCCGCGAGCGGUCCAGUGACGGUGGUGGUGAAGGACAACUACCCGGUCUCGGACGACUCGGAGGUGACGGUGUCGCUGAAGGAGCCGGUGCCGACGGACGGGGACAAGCCCUCAUCGGUGAAGGGGGCGACCGUGACGGUGGACGAGGACACGCACGAGAUUGCGUGGACCUUCCAGAUGCAGAAGCAGGAGAAGAAGCACUUCGACAUGGUCUUCAUCGCCCAGUACCCGGAGAAGACGGACACGUUCGGUCUGGAUUAA
Molecule: messenger RNA, 1871 nt
Organism: Leptomonas pyrrhocoris
Lineage: Eukaryota; Euglenozoa; Kinetoplastea; Trypanosomatida; Trypanosomatidae
Exons: 1
Coding region: 141-1871 (576 amino acids)
Source: RefSeq, a predicted model, not a curated record